This is a messenger RNA of Trichobilharzia szidati, 3836 nucleotides long. NCBI's taxonomy places the organism in Eukaryota, Metazoa, Platyhelminthes, Trematoda, Strigeidida, Schistosomatidae. The record is from the annotation of a GenBank genome assembly.
UAAGCUCAUAAUGAAAUCCUCCAUGCAAUCAAAGAAAAGUCGCUCCAAAGCCAAUACUUGAAAAUUAAUCUGAUGCUCACUAGCGACUGGCCCUAUUCAGGCAGUGACCUGGGGUUCUAGUGAGAAGCCGUCACAAGUAGGGUACAGCAGGUUGAAUAUGAGGCAGUAACUUAUCGAAGAAAACAUUGCGAAAUGGUCGCACUAUUUCGUGAAUUGGCAGAAGUUAGAAUUCAAGGACUAUUGGAUCGGGUCCCAGUGGCUCAAUGGUCUGCGCGCUCGCCUUGUAACCAGAAGGUCCUGGGUUUGAACCCCGGUGGUGGGUGCGUGCUGAUGAAGAGUCCCCAACAUAUUUUAAUCACUAAGUUCGACUAGUGGAAUUUGUUAGGCUUAAUAAACUAACAAAAGAGUGCUGUUGGUCAUUCAUUUUCAAUAGAGCCUAUUGUCAUCACAAAAUAUUCAAACGGUUACCAGCAAUUAUGAAAUCGAUAAGUCAUCUUAGUUUAAUAUUUAAUGAAGGUUAAAGAAGACUAUACUGUUCUGACUGAAAAUCUUCUACGCCUCAUUCUGUCCCAAUGCGAUACUGUUAACACCGUUAGAAUAAUAGAAUAAAAUAUCUGUUUGCAGCUAUCUGAUUCCUAUAAUUCUAUUAAUUGAUAUCGACUAAUGAGGAAGCCAAAUGCGUCAGGGUGUAUGACCUCACCUCAAAUGAAAACAGUUAUAAAUAUGGUGAAUGGCAAUGUUCUUCAGGAAUAUUACGAAAUUUAAAAUUAUUAGCAUAGUAGUUUACGAUAAAUAGAAUACUUUUAUUAAUUUGUUUUACAUUCUAAUUACUUUUUAUAUAUUUCACUUUUUCUCCACUCUAGAUAUUGAUGAUUACAUGGACCAAACGGAUGAAGUGGUGCUAAUAAGUCAUGAAGCAAAGGAAUUUUACGAUGAAAUUCGUGGCCUAGUAGUCGUCUUUCUAAUAUUCACCUUUUUAUUCCUCAUCGCUCAUACAAUAUUACAGUUGUUUCUGACUAAAACAGAAUAUGAAUUAAAGCCUUGUCGAGCUGAACGCUUAGUCUAUCAACUAGUCUUGGGCAUGUGUACAUUUACACUGACCAUAGGCUUAACUUCAUACAGUCUAUUACCAUUGACUAUUAUAACCAAUGAAAUAUUAGUUAUCUUUCCACAAUCGUAUUAUGUACAAUGGUUAAAUAGUGAAUUAAUACAAGAUUUAAUCUUGUUAAUUGAUAUUGGCAGUAAGAUAUCCUGUUUAACUAUACCAUUCUCUUACUUUCUUUUAAUUUCACAAGGAUUUCUGCACAAAUCAUAUUCAUCGUUUGCAUCGCGUUUAACAGAUUCUUUCAUUAUGGUGUUCUUCUUUUAUAUUUUAUGCUUUGGUACAGUUUGGUCUUUAAGUAGUUUUAUAUCAGCUUUAAAUGGUUGUUUUCUCUCAGCAGAUGUUAGUAGUGGAUUAUCUUUUGGUGGUAGCGGCGAUAGUAUCAGCAGCGGCAGUAGUAGUAUUAGUAAAACAUUUUCCAUAUUCACUGAACGUCAUCAUCAAUCGCAUCCUUCGCCGACUCCCAGUCCUGCUGACCACCAUGCCUAUUAUCACAAUCAUCCAUUUACAUUCCUACAAAACUCCAUCAAUUCUAUUGGUUGGAUAAAUUUUUUUCAAAAUGUUUGCAUCCAAGUAAUAUUGAUGUCAGGCUUAGAAUUGAUUCAAAUGACUGCUACACUAUUAGGACUUUUAUUAUUGUUUAUCUGUACACCAAUGGGUUUGUUGUCUAUCAGUUUAAAUUUAGUUGCAUUCAUUAUGCGCUCUCUAUCUGAUUCAACUCCAAGACAGACAUUGUAUGAUCGUAUUGAAGAAUUGAAUAUGGAAAUGUUGACUGUUUUAGACGAUAUGGAGUGUAUACAACUCUUGUGUGAAGAAAAGAACAUAAAUAAUAAUGACAAUGCUAUGAAUUAUGAAUCUAUAUGUUUUCGAACUUAUACUGGUGUUAAAUCGUAUGGAGAUUUAUUAUUGAAGUGUACAAAUGAGUUGAAUUCAUUAAAUACAGAGUUACUACAACUCAAACAGCGUAUAACACCACAAAGAUUCACACCAUUUACACGUGAUUCUAUACCACUUUUCGUGAAUUUUUGUUGUUUAGUCCUACUUUGUCUUCUACUACGAUUGUUGCAAUCAUUUGUAUUCUUCAAUAUUUUGGAUCUUCUAUGGAGUAUGUUUUUUGGUGGUUAUGGUAGUCGAGAUGACAGUACUGCUGGUUAUCUUACAAUGGGUGGUAACAGUAAACAGUAUCCAUCAACUACAGUGGGGUCAUCGGAUCCUAGUUUUACAAUUGGCGUAAAACCAGUUUCUUCUCUUGGACAUAUUGGAGCUGUUUUUCAGGUCUGUUUGGUAGUAUUCCUUGUUGUUCUGGGUUUAUGGGGAUUCUACUCACUUCCAUUUGUUGGUUUUCUUCGACCGCGAUAUCAUGCAACUAGUUUAGACAUUAUGCUGGUCAAUGUCUUGUUAUUUUUAAUAUUGAGCACUGCACUUCCUUUACAAACCAAUCUACUUGGACUGACCACGCUUACAUUGCCCAAUCCACUGAAAUCUGAUUCAGUCACAUCCACACAAUCUAAAUGCUCAGAUCUAGUCUGUACUCCAUUGGAAAAUGAAAAUGAUUGUGACCAAAAUAUUGUUAAUUGUCCAAGUAAAAAGUUGAGUCAUAUAUCCAACAGCUGGUGGAAUAAAUUCAUUGGUGAUUUUUAUUAUUUUGAUUUCACUUAUUGGUAUUCAUUUGUACAUGUACUGAAUCCAUUCACGUCUACACCUGCCGACAGUUUAGAAGAGUUAACUACAGUCAAUGAGGUUCAAACUGAAGAACAAUCAAUUUUUCGUCAGUUUGUAUCUCGAGCUUUUGGCUAUUCAUCAGUGUCACCUAGCUAUGAAUUAAGUGUGGUGAUAUUAAUGUAUAACAUCUGCUUCCUGAUUACUUCAAUGUGGAUUGCUGGUCGACGAUUAGGAAAUGCAGGACUAUCUAUCAAUUUGGAUUUAGUAACAACACUUCGAUGUUUGCACCAAUUUGACAUUACAUCAAGACCGCCUAGAUCAAGUCUAGAUCGUACUGAAUGGAUGGCUGCUGAACUAUCUUGUCCAAAAACUCCUGAAGAGUUAGAUCAAAGUGUUGUAUGCUAAAAACGGAGUAUUUUCAUUCCAAAAGGAGGUGAUCAUAUACUGUGUCACUGUUUUUGUGUGUGUAUGUGCCAAAACACCUGCAGUAUAUAUGUGCAUGCACGUAGUAUUUUCACUGCAUUUUCUCGUUUUCUGUAUCCUUACGGAAGAGGACCAGUCAAACUUACUUAAUCCACUUUUCACUUUAACUAAUCACAUUACAACACUGUGUAAUUUCUAAAUAUUCUUUUUGUUUCUAUAUUCGCUUAUAGUCUCUCUCUCUCUAUCUCUCUUGUUUUUCAAUAUGGUGGUGGGAGUUGUACAAAGUUGUUUUCUAUUUUCUUGAUUGUUUAUAUUAAUAAUAUCUUACUUUUGUUUUGUUUGAUUUUUCUGUUUUCAAAUCUUUCGGCUUUUGGAUUUCUUUUUCUCAUUUUCGACAAUCUAUUUUUCUGUUUGUAUUGCACAAUUACAAACAGUCUUGAGUGUAAAGUUAGAUUUUAUUUUUGUUUUUUUGUAUAUAUCUUGCUCACUAAGCAGCAAAGCCAAUAUUACUAUUAACAUUAUUAUUAUUAUUAUUACCAUUAUUAUUAUUAUUUCUACUUUUUAUUUCUUUACUUCAGGUAAUUUUCAUUUUAUUGUAUUGUAUCUAGAUAGUUCGCUAUUCUGAUUAAUAAUCUAUAUAUAAAAGUAG